Molecule: messenger RNA, 1768 nt
Organism: Jatropha curcas
Lineage: Eukaryota; Viridiplantae; Streptophyta; Magnoliopsida; Malpighiales; Euphorbiaceae
Product: amino acid permease 3
Source: RefSeq, a predicted model, not a curated record
UAUUUAAAGCCUAGAGAUUUUGAUCCCAAGACACCCAUCGCAAGCAAAUUAUCAAAAACCCUUCCAUUAUACAUUUCUUUUUCUUUGCUUUAAUCAAUUUCUUGCAUUGAUAGAGGAGUGUAAUAAGCAAGAAAUUAAAGAAAGUUCCAAUAUGAAGAUGGGUGAUAAAAGUUUUCCUCCACCACAACCUUUCAAUGUCUCUGUUGAUAUGCCUAAUCAAGCUGGCUCUAAAUGGUAUGAUGAUGAUGGCCGCCUCAAGAGAACUGGAAGUGUUUGGACAGCGAGUGCUCAUAUAAUUACUGCUGUGAUUGGGUCUGGUGUUUUGUCUUUGGCUUGGGCUGUAGCUCAGCUUGGAUGGAUUGCUGGUCCUGCUGUUAUGUUCUUGUUCUCUAUUGUCACUUAUUAUACUUCUACUCUGCUCUCUGCCUGCUACAGAACAGGGGAUUCUGUUAAUGGCAAGAGAAACUACACUUACAUGGAUGCUGUUAGAUCAAAUCUUGGAGGUGCUAAGGUUAAGAUAUGUGGAUAUGUCCAGUACUUAAAUCUUUUGGGGGUUGCCAUUGGUUACACAAUUGCAUCAUCUAUAAGCAUGAUGGCAGUCAAGAGGUCAAAUUGUUUCCACAAGACAGGAGGCAAAGAUCCAUGCCAUAUGAAUGCAAAUCCUUACAUGAUUGCAUUUGGAAUAGCAGAAAUAAUUUUCUCACAAAUUCAAGAUUUUGAAAAGCUAUGGUGGCUUUCUAUUCUUGCUGCUGUAAUGUCCUUCACUUACUCUACCAUUGGCCUUGGACUUGGAAUUGCUAAAGUUGCAGAAAGUGGAAAAAUCAGGGGAAGUUUUACUGGAAUAACCAUUGGCACUGUAACUGAAACUCAGAAAAUAUGGAGAAGCUUCCAAGCUCUUGGAGACAUCGCUUUCGCCUAUUCUUACUCCAUCAUCCUCAUUGAAAUUCAGGACACGAUCAAAUCACCACCAUCAGAGGCCAAGACAAUGAAGAAAGCAACACUAAUAAGUGUAGCAGUGACAACGUUUUUCUAUAUGCUAUGUGGGUGCUUUGGGUAUGCAGCAUUUGGAGACAUGUCCCCUGGAAAUCUCCUAACUGGUUUUGGUUUUUAUAACCCAUAUUGGCUACUUGAUAUUGCUAAUGUUGCUAUAGUUGUCCACCUUGUUGGUGCAUACCAAGUCUACUGCCAACCCCUUUUUGCCUUCAUUGAAAAAACAGCAGCUCAAAGAUACCCAGAUAGUGACUUCAUCACCAAAGAAAUUAAAAUCCCAAUUCCUGGUUUAAAAUCCUCCUACAAUCUUAACCUCUUCAGAUUGGUUUUUAGGACAGUUUUUGUGAUUUUUACCACUGUAAUUUCAAUGCUCCUUCCUUUCUUCAAUGACAUAGUGGGUUUACUUGGAGCUUUAGGAUUUUGGCCAUUAACAGUUUAUUUUCCAGUUGAAAUGUACAUAGCACAGAAGAAAAUACCAAAAUGGAGUACAAGAUGGCUCUGUCUCCAAAUCCUAAGCGCUGCUUGUCUUAUUAUUACUAUAGCUGCUGCUGCUGGCUCCAUAGCUGGUGUUAUUACUGAUCUCAAGACAGUCAAGCCAUUUCAGAGCACUUAUUAGAUCAAUGCAAGUUGAUUGGUAUCUCCAGUAAACAAGAAAUGAAAAAUCAACACCUAGUUUUUAGUUUUUGUUCAUGUUCAUGUUCAUAGGAUGCCCAUUAAUGGGUUUUGUUAAUUGCUAUGAAGGUUUCUAAUCUUUUUUUUUUUUUUUUUUUUUUUUUUU